This is a messenger RNA of Prorocentrum cordatum, 816 nucleotides long. The record is from the annotation of a GenBank genome assembly. NCBI's taxonomy places the organism in Eukaryota, Dinophyceae, Prorocentrales, Prorocentraceae.
AUGAAGGCGCUCCGCCAGGAGGCGGAGAAACGCCGCCGGUCCGCCAGCGAGCGCAGGGUCACCAAGGAGAGGGAGCGCAAGGCGAAGGAGGAGGCCGAGCGCACGGCGAAGGCGGCGAUGAUCAAGAAGGCUCAGGCCCUCAUGGGCGUGAAGGGCGGGGACGCCGACGGCAUGCUGGGCGAGAUGUCGCUGGGCGUCAUGGUCGACGUGCUCAUGGCCCUGCCGGACGCAGUGGAGAACCCCAUCUUCAACAAGCGCCUGGCGAGGUCGAAGGACCUCGUGGUGACGUCCGUCCAGGACUUCCUCAACAUCACGCGCCGCAAGACCGCGAAGUUUGUGCUGGCGGCCAGCAAGGCGUCCGACGUGGAGCUCUCGUUUCUCCUGGCGCGCUACUUCCACGAGGCCUCCUUCCGGGUCAAGGCGAUGCAGUCGGACUCGCAGAAGAUCGCGAGGGACCUCAACGUCGUGAUGCCCGUCAGGCUGCGGAAGAGCUUCCUGCCCAUCAUCAAGGGCCUGCGUGCAAACGCGGUCCCGCUGCGCGUGAAUGCCUCCAGCCUCGCGAGCGCGACCCUCACGAACGCCUGCCUCGAGAUCUCGAGCCUCAUGGGCAACAUCAGCGAGUACAACAACAAGCUGAACUCCCUGCACGGCAACCUACACAGCGUCUGGCAGCUCUCCGAGCUGAUGCUGCCAAAGGUGGGCAAGAUCUACCCCAUGAAGCCCGUCGUCAUCGACACCGUCAAGGACGUCAUGGCCAUGGCGACCAACGAGGUCGCCGGCCUCGCCGAGGCCGCGCCCUCGGCCUCAAGGGUCACG